Messenger RNA from Aspergillus homomorphus CBS 101889, 778 nucleotides. RefSeq lists its product as uncharacterized. Lineage: Eukaryota; Fungi; Ascomycota; Eurotiomycetes; Eurotiales; Aspergillaceae. The record is from RefSeq and is a predicted model, not a curated record. The transcript has a single exon. The coding region runs from base 135 to 662 and encodes 175 amino acids.
GCUGCCGCUGCUGUUGAUGAUGUGGUUUGACGUUACUGGUAUGUAUCUUUUGUCCUGAGUAAUGCGUGUUGAUAAGCUGGUGGAUUCAAUAGUUAAGAGUGUGAUGAUGGAUUGACGUUUGCAGCGUUGGAUGUAUGGUAUCGAAUGGGAGAUUGGGGAUGAUCUGUGUUUUGAGUACAGUUCUGGUCAAGAAUGGCUGUCAUGUUAUGAGUAAAAUGGUUGGGAGCUUGAAUUUGGGUUGUUGUUAUUCUUGCUGUUCGUUCUUCUUUGGGACGGCUGUAUUAUGCAAGAUUACGCCCUCACUCCUUCCCCCCGCCAUAGUCAUUCCCCACAGGAUGAUGGAGUCGCUGCCCGCUCCAGACUCAAGGGAGCGGAGCGGUGGUGGGUGCAUUGGUGAUUCUGGCCGCGGUGGACGGGGGGUGAUCAUGAUGAUCGAUGGCGACGACGAUGGCGACGACGAUGGCGAAGUCUGCGACAGCAGGGAUGCUGUGCUUACCUUAUCGUCAUUGACCUCGUCAUUGGCAUCAUGGCAUCAUGGUUGUCGUCGCUGCCCUGAUCGAGGCUGGGCUCACCAGGCAGAUUAUAGCCUUCGGCGCAAAAAGCAUCGCCUGGUCUGUUAUCUCCGACCGUCCGCCAUUGUUCCCAAAAUGUCAGUCACAUGAUGAGCAUGCGAUUCGCAAUGAGCAUAACUCUAAUUCCUCGAUGGGGCUAGGAUCAGACCCCCUCCAAGCCCAUUCUCCCUUCCUUCUCUCCGCACUGCUCCGCUCCUUCAGUGGGC